Symbiodinium natans is the source of this 2697-nucleotide messenger RNA. The record is from the annotation of a GenBank genome assembly. NCBI's taxonomy places the organism in Eukaryota, Dinophyceae, Suessiales, Symbiodiniaceae.
AUGACGCUGCAGCUGGGACGUUCAUCACGGAGAUGGGCCUAUGCGCCCAGGCCAUGGCCGAAGAAGCUGCUGCGAUGCUGUGCUCUGCUGGCUCUCCUGGCCUUGGCCGCAAACUCACUUCCCAAGAGGACAUUCUCGCCGCUUGGCUUCGGCAAGAGCGAACUCAAGCCGGAGGUCCAAAUGCAUGCCAAUGGCCCCAAUGGUCACAGUGGUCCAGCGCGUGGUCCCGAGACCCGAGCAGAGGAACCUGCGUUCUUUGACUCCUUCCUGGACGGACUCCAAACUUCUGCCAGGGUGCUGGGAGGGAUGGCUCUCGUCCUCGUGGCUUUGCUCGGACCUGUCGCACCGUCGGCUGUGAAGGCUGAAGAAGUAGCGGCAGUGGCAGAGGACCCAGCCCAGAAGAGGAAGGAGGAAAUCGAAAGGAGAAAAGCGGAGGCCAAGGCCAAGCGAGAGGAAGAGGAACAACGAAGAAAGGAGGUGGCCGAAAAGAAGCAGGCCGAGAUGCAGAAGGCACGGGAGGAGGCAGAGGCCCUACGAGCCAAGAAGAAGGAGGAAGCCGAGAAGGCGCGUGCAGAGGAAGCGGCCAAGCGCAAAGAAGAGGAGGACAAGAAGAAGGCAGAGGCCGAGGCCAAGCGACAGGAGGAGGCCAAGAAGAAAGAAGAAGCCGAGAAGGCGCGAGCAGAGGAAGCCGCCAAGCGCAAGGCGGAGGCCGAGGCCAAACGACAGGAGGAGGCCAAAAAGAAGGAGGAGGCCGAGAAGGCUCGCGCAGAGGAAGCCGCCAAGAAGAAGGCGGAGGCCGAGGCCAAGCGACAGGAGGAAGCCAAGAAGAAGGAGGAGGCCGAGAAGGCGCGCGCAGAGGAAGCCGCCAAGAAGAAGGCGGAGGCCGAGGCCAAGCGACAGGAGGAAGCCAAGAAGAAGGAGGAGGCCGAGAAGGCGCGCGCAGAGGAAGCCGCCAAGAAGAAGGCGGAGGCCGAGGCCAAGCGACAGGAGGAAGCCAAGAAGAAGGAGGAGGCCGAGAAGGCACGCGCAGAGGAAGCGGCCAAGCGCAAGGCAGAGGCCGAGGCCAAGCGACAGGAGGAAGCCAAGAAGAAGGAGGAGGCCGAGAAGGUGCGCGCAGAGGAAGCCGCCAAGAAGAAGGCGGAAGCCGAGGCCAAGCGACAGGAGGAAGCCAAGAAGAAGGAAGAGGCCGAGAAGGCGCGCGCGGAGGAAGCGGCCAAGCGCAAGGCGGAGGCCGAGGCCAAGCGACAGGAGGAAGCCCAGAAGAAGGAGGAGGCCGAGAAGGCGCGCGCGGAGGAAGCGGCCAAGCGCAAGGCGGAGGCCGAGGCCAAGCGACAGGAGGAAGCCCAGAAGAAGGAGGAGGCCGAGAAGGCGCGCGCAGAGGAAGCUGCUAAGAAGAAGGCGGAGGAGGAGCAGAGAAAGCAAGAUGCAGAGGCAAGACGCCAAGCAGAGGAGCAGAAGAAGAAGCAGGAGGCGGAGGCCAGACAACAGGAGGAAGCCAAGAAGAAGGUGGAAGCCGAGAAGGCACGCGAGGAGAAGGCCAAAGCAGCUGCAGAGGCGAAGAAGGCGAAGGAAGCCAAGGACAAAGCAGACAAAGCAGCUGCCGAGGCUAAGAAAGCAGCGGACGCCAAAGCGGCAGCAGAGGCGAAGAAGGCGCGGGAAGAGAAGGAAAAAGCAGACAGAGCAGCUGCCGAGGCUAAGAAAGCUGCGGAUGCGAAAGCAGCAGCAGAGGCGAAGGCUGCGGCGGAAAACAAGGCCGCGGCAGAAAAGGCAAAGGCUGCACGUAGCGCCAGCGCGCCAGCGAAGGUGAGGAGAACCGCUGAUGAGGAGCUGGCGGACAGCGUCUCGAAGAGGUUCAAAGCAAAGGAGAAGGCCAGCAAGGCCCUGCAAAGCCUGGAACAGAAGAUGAAGGGGGAAGAGGCCAAAGACCGAGAUUUGACAAGCCAGAUCUCCAACCUCAGCAGCAAGAUCAAGAAGGUGGAUGAGGAGUACAAGAAGGGAAAGGGGAAGGAAAAGGAUGCCAAGCUCAAGGAGCUCAAUCAGCUCCGAGACCAGAAGGUGAUUUUGGAGAGGCAGAAGAAGACCACAGAGGCUUCGCUCGUGGAUGAGAAGCGUUCUCAGAACACGUUGAAGAAGGAGCUGGAGACCGCAGAGAAGAGCCUUGAGAGCUCCAAGCAAAGUGUUAAGCAAGAGCUCGAAAAGCUGCGCAAAGAUGCAAAGCCUACCUUGGAGAAGGCCGUGAGCCAGGCAAAGCAGAAGGUGGAGCAAUUGAAGAAGGCGGAGACUGAAGCGGAUUCCCGCAUACAGAAACUCCAGAAACAGCAAAAGGAACUUGCGACUCGCGCUCAGUCCGCCGAAGGCCGACUCCAGACGGAGCUUUCUCAGGCCAAGCAGGCCGUCGACAAGGCUGAUUCCGGCAAGCUCUUCAUCUCACCAAAGCGAGAAGCCAAGAAGCUGGCCACCAAGAAGCAGCGUGAGCUGAAGAAGCUCACUCAGGCAGACAAGGCAGAAAGCUCGGAAAUUGCAAGGAACUUGCAAGAGGCAACGAAGGUCAAGAACUCAUCGGACUCCCAGGUCAAAGACGCUGCCGCCAAGCUAUCCAAGGCUGAGGCAAACCUUGCAUCCGAGAAGCAGUCCGAAGAUGCCCUACAGGGCGCACUCAACCAGCUGCAGCCGAAGUUCUUCUUCGGUUUGUUCUGA